AACUCACCUUCUUAACUAUAUCCACUCUAUAUAAGCUUCUCAAAACCCAAUCCCUCACUUCACAAAAAACCAAAACUGAGAAGAAAAUAGAGAAAGAGAUAACAAAGAAGAAAUGAAAAAAUCAUUUAAAAAUAUUGGUCCACUUUUUCUCUCCUUCACGUAAUUCUUCCCUUCCUGUGAGAAAGGUAUUCCGGCGACUAUAGUUACACUCAUUCUAUUCUUGUUCAACUGCGCCAACAACUCCAAAGAGUGAAAGGAAGAAAAAGGUAUCAAAAUUUGGCAAUUUUUAUUUUUAUAAUGGUGAAUGGAUUCUUCGCGAUUGUAUUAAUUGGUUUUUGAUGUGUGAAAGGAAAAGGGGAAGUAGGUGUGAAUCAAUUAUGAAUUCGCUGAACUUGAUUUCUGUGAAUUUGCAUGUAUUUCUGUGAUUUAAGGAUUUAGGCAUUUAAAGGAUUCUGAUCUAGACACGCAAAGUGAGUAGGUUUUGAAAGCUCUGAGAAUUGAGCGUAAAAUGACAAAAGAACAUAAUUAGGCUGGAGAGAGAGAGAGAGAGAGUUUUACAGUAGAAGAAGUACCUGUUUUGGUUGUGGUUGAUAGACAUGCCUUUUCCGAUGAAGGUUCAACCGAUCGAUUCUUCAACAUACAGAGAAUCGAUCAAAAAUGAUACAGUAAAGCCUUUGCUGAAAUCACGACUCAAAAGGUUUUUUGAUCGACCGUUCCCUAGUGUUUUACGGAUUUCGUCGGCGGCUGAGAAGCCGGGUGCUGCUAAUGAUGGAGCAACCGCUGAGUUUGAGCCAAAUUCGGUUUGUUUGGACAAAUUGGUUCAGAAUUUCAUCGAAGAGAACAAUGAUAAGCCUUCUGCCGCUAGAUUUGGCCGUAAAUGCAAUUGCUUUAAUGGUAACAACAAUGAUAGCUCCGAUGAUGAGUUUGAUUUGUCUACUGGAUUUUCUGACUCUGUUACGAACUCUUCGUUUGGGGAUUCUUCCGAUACUCUCAAGAGCUUAAUUCCCUGUGCAAGUGUCACCGAGAGGAAUCUGUUAGCUGAAACUUCAAAAAUCGUCGAUGAGAACAAAUCUUGCAAGCGUAAGGACGAUUUGAGAAAAAUUGUCACUGAUGAACUUUUAGCACUUGGCUAUAAAGCUUCUAUCUGCAAAUCUAAAUGGGAAAAAGCUUCCUCUACCCCUGCAGGUGAGUAUGAGUAUAUUGAUGUGAGUACUGUGGAAGGAGAAAGAGUCAUCCUCGACAUAGAUUUCAGAUCUGAGUUUGAAAUAGCGCGAUCGACGGGAAAGUACAAAGCAGUUCUGCAAUUGCUCCCGUUUAUCUUCGUCGGCAAAGCCGAUCGGCUUCUGCAAAUAGUGUCAAUCGUCUCGGAAGCAGCUCGACAAAGCUUGAAGAAGAAAGGUAUGCACAUCGCUCCAUGGCGCAAUCCGGAGUAUAUGAAAGCCAAAUGGCUCAGUCCCUACACGAGAAUUACACCUGCGGAGGAAUCUAACACCGCUGCUGAGAUCACGGAGUCGGCGUCGGAAAGUGAGAACGGCGAGUUAGAUUUGAUUUUUGCUGAUAAAACGCUACCUUUAGACUCCGAUCUUAUUAAUACAACAAAGUCGUCGUCGUCGGAAACUUCCGGCGAGGAAGAGAAGCCGGUGAUUAUGACGUGGCAACCUCCGGCAGUAAAGCCAAAGAGUUGCGAUAGGAAAACCAAAGUCGUCGUCACUGGAUUGGCUUUUCUUCUCAGGGAAAAACCGUAAAAGAUUUUGUUAAUUCUAACGUUUUUAGCGAGUACAAUAUAAAUGUAUUAAGCCAUAUAAUCGGAAAUUUAGAUAGAUGAACGGAAACGCUUUCUACCAUUUUCCGUUUCAGUUUUUUCAAAGAAUUCGCAAGGGACUGUAACAGAAAAUCUAGAACCAAGCUUUGCUGUAAUGAAAAGUAAAGAAUAAAGAAUAUAAAUGAUAGUAUUAUUCUUCA
Molecule: messenger RNA, 1962 nt
Organism: Solanum dulcamara
Lineage: Eukaryota; Viridiplantae; Streptophyta; Magnoliopsida; Solanales; Solanaceae
Exons: 3
Coding region: 597-1745 (382 amino acids)
Source: RefSeq, a predicted model, not a curated record